UGCAGUGGGGGUGGAAAAAUGUGUCAAACAAUUGUCAAAUAUUUACAUAUGUACGUGUUAGCUGAAUCGGAAGAAAUAAUAUAAUAAAUAUAAAAUGGCUGAGAAUGAAGUAGUAUCCGAUAGCGAUGAAUGUCUUGUUACAGAAGCCAUUAAUUUAGAUAUUGAAGAGUUAGAUAACACAGAAUAUGCAAUACCAACAUUGAAUGAAUUACCUACUUUAGAAAGUAUAUUAAUGGAACCUGAUUAUGAGUCGCUAUCAGAUACAGAUGAUGAUAUUGGUAUAUCAGUAGGAGAAAAACUUGGUAGUAGUGAGACAACUAGCAUUAGCAGUCACUUAUCAUUAAAUUCAUUAAAUAAGUCUUCCAAAACUUAUCAGAAAGCAUCUCUGGGUAUUAUUUUAAGGCAUGUUAUACUCAAAGGAAUAACAUCACAAAUUGUAUCGGCUAGUGAAAGAGUCAAUGCUGGUUUAGCUAGUGCGGUUGCAGCUGGAGGUAACAUGUUAGUGAUUGGUACCAGUCAUGGUUUGAUAUUGGGCUUUGAUUCUUCACAAACAUUACGUUGGUGUGAUCAAGAAGCAAGACACCAAGGUUCAGUUUCUGCUCUUUGUUUUAAUCAUGAGGGCAGUAGAAUACUGGCUGGUUUUGUUAGAGGACAUAUCUUGAUGAUAGAUAGCAGUAAUGGAAAAGUUUUACGAGUUCUUACAGAUGUACAUCCACUUGACACUGCUGUGUUACAUGUUAAGUUCACAGAUUCACCAAAAAUAGCUCUAUGUAGCGAUAGUGGCGGCUCAGUGUUUGAAUUGAAUUUUACUAGAGUAAUGGGUGUAAGAGGUUGUGACAGUAGAUGUUUGUUUAGCGGUUCCAAGGGCGAAGUGUGCACUCUAGAGCCUUUGUUACUGAAUCAUUUGCCGUCACAUCCAUUAAAAAAUUAUACUUUAAUAGCAAUGGCAACAUUAUCAAAGGUAAUUGUUGUUUGCAUAAAACCACGAAUGCGAGUUGUAUUGAGUCAUCCGUUAACUGGCUCCCCGACAGCGGCACCGCAACUAUCUUGGCAGUUGGUUGUUAUACAGACAGCUGACGGAUCUCGCGUGAUCGAUCCGGUAUUAGCGCUCGCGCGAGACAACGUGGUGCAUUUUUACCAAGUAUACACCGAAGGUGGUUCGCGGGUAAAGUUGUCUCCUCUUCGGAGAAUGACGCUACCGUACACGAUAAGCAACUUGAGAUGGUUAAAUCCAAGAUCUCUUAUAAUACUAGAUGCUCAAGAAAAGUUACAUUUGUUGGAUGUAAGAGCGCAGGAUAAUUUGGAGACGCUGGAUAUGAGUUAUGUUGGUAUUUCUUAUGCCUCUAGUCACUUUAAAGGAUUGUCCACCGGUGGAAACGUUUCGAAGGCAAUGGCGUUGGCCGGUGAACGAGCGUGCUACAACACUGUCGUAGUUUUCGGUACGCAGCUAUUGUUACUAGGUACAAAGAGUUUACAUGUCAUUUGUAUAAGAACAUGGACGGAGAGAUUGCAACAUUUGGUUGCACAGAAACGUUUUCCCGAAGCGUUAGCAUUGGGUCUUUCUUUUUAUCGAGACAAGGGAAAGGCUGUUAUCGGUCUUCGAGGUUCCAAGCAACGUCGCAGUCAAAUCGCGCGUGAAAAGGUUUGCGAAAUUCUGACGCAGUAUAUGGACGAAUUGAAUCAGUGUUUGAUAGAGGAAAAUACGGACUACAAUACGAUAGUGCUCACUUGCGUCGAUUACUGUAUUCAAUUGGAUUAUUUCGAUCUACUGUUUGGGAAAUUAUGGGAUAUGGUUUUUGAAUCUGAAAAAUUAAAAACGAGUUAUUUACACGCACUCGAAGCUCCUUUGUUGGAUGGAAGCCUUCCACCGAGACUGCCACCGUUAAUCGCCCAACAAUUGGUUACUCUGUAUAAUCAGGAAAAUAAGGUAGAAUCAUUGGAAGCAAUUGCGGUUCUACUCAAUGUGGAUUGUUUAGAUAUUCAUCAAGUAACGACAAUUUGUCGUCAACGAGGACUUUGGGAAGCGCUGAUUUAUCUACAGACUACGGCGCUUGGCGACUUUACAGCGCCAAUACAUCAAUUAAUGCCGAUACUUCAAAACUUAUUGCGCGAUUCGACAGCUGUUCUUUCUCGAGACUGCAUAAAACUCGGCAACGCCAUCCUAGUUUACACUAGUUGUUGUCUAGCUGGCCGUGGAUUUCCCAAGGAUGAGCUUCCCGAGGAUAUGCGACAAAAAGCGAAAGCAGACAUAAUGAGAGCUUUGCUCUCUCAACAUUCCAGUUUAGCGAACGACAUGGAAAGGCAAUAUCCGUACUUGAGAACGUUGCUGCAAUUUGACGCAAAGGGCUUUCUCGAUGUUGUGGCCAUUGCCUUUCAGGAGCCAGAAUUUACAUCCGAAAUGGGCCUGCGACAUCGACAGAGACUCAUAGAUAUUUUGUUGAGCAUUGUUAUGCCAAGUACGCCACUUAGUCCGAAGAGUAACGAUUAUAUCACGAACGAACAACAAUUUAUGGUGCUUGUGUUCGUGGCAAAUGAAGUAUCUGAAAGUACUGUUACCCUGGAAUCUAAUACGUUAAAUAAAAUGGUAGAUAUGUUGUGCGUAGAUUCACAGAUGGAAUCGUUGAAAAAUUUUAAAACCGAGAGAGAAAAUGCUAUAUUAGGAUUAUUGAAUUCUAAAAAGUUAUGUAAUAUUUCCGAUAACACCUUACUAAGUUUAACAAAUAGAGCGGGUUUUGUGAGAGUUGCGGAGUUGCUGUACAGCGCGCGAGAGGAUUGGAUAGCGGUGUGUAAAUGUAUGAUCUUAGAGCCAUCCAGAAAUCACGACAUUUGGCCUUGGCUCGAGAGCUUGUCAAUCGCUUCGGUGGACCAAGUUGUAUUGGCUCACGCAUCGACCCUCAUGACAAUCAACGCGAAUCAGUUUGCCACGAUCGUCGCAACGCGACUGCACAGCAAAAUUGAUGCGAUAUUACAAAGUUUCAAUAAUAAUAGAAGCUUGCAAUAUAAACUGCUGGGAGCGUUGUAUCGAAUUGCGCAGGAUAAAGAAGAUGAUAUUUCUCUGGAUUUAACUACCGAACACUUGGAGAGAUAUUUGGCACUGAUGUGCGAAUUAGAACCGGAACGUGUUGUUGCUCAUUUGCACGGGCCGCAUGGAUGUAGAUUGGACGAGGCAUUGAAGAUCGUUCGAAAAUACAAUUGCAAGAGCGCAGAGGCGGUAAUGUUGGAAAAGUUGGGUAGUUAUCAAGAUGCAUUUAAUCUCCUUCUGAAAGAAUUUGAGCAACAAGUGACGAUGUAUCGACAAGGUGAUGUUUCGGAAAAUGAAUCGAUAUACGCUGCCAUGCAGCUUGCAGGAUUAUGUCGAAGGUCGGCGGGAAAUCUGGACUGGAUGGCUCUUGUAGAAGCCGUGUUUCGAUCGCAUUCGGAAAACAGUACGGAGAAGGCGGACAAAUUGAGCAAUAAAUUGUUAAGACUAAUUCUCGAAUCUCUGAGCGGUAUGUCUGUUCUGUCAAAUAUACUCGAGCAGAUCUUGAAAAAUCCAUUAGCAAUGAGCGGCACGAUGGGUGAUUUGCGGCAGUUGCUGUCCGGAGUCCUCACUCAAUCGCGAUACGAGCAAACCCUAGUCGAAACUACCGCUCGAUUAACAAGUUUAGAUCUUCACAAGACUUUGAAAACAUCCUUGAGGGAUGCUGGCAGAGCAUGCGGCAACAUUUCCAUAAAUUGUUGCGUGUGCAGACAACCAUUGUCACACUGUAGCGAUUAUGUGGUGGUGUACAGCUGCGGUCACGGGUAUCAUUCGAUGUGUAUAGGUGAACCUAAGUCGUGUUACAAAUGCAUCAACAUGAAGGGAUGGGCGCCUAUUGUAACUAAUGUCGCGCACGUCGUCCAUCAACCUCCGCCGAGAAAGAGACAGCUUUUUCCGCCAGAAUUUCUACGCCAUAAAGAUGUCACAUUAAGACUGGCACCACCUUGUUCUAUACCUGACCUCGAGGGCAUCCUUUAAUCUAGUCUUUGACUAUCGAGAGAAAAUGAUGAUCGUUUGUAAGCGGUAUGUAGUAUUUUUGAGAUAUAUUAAGAGAGAGAUAAGUGUGUGUGUUUGUAUGCAUAUACACACACGAUAUAUUUCUAUGUUAGAUCUUGAUAUUACAAUUUGUUUAUUUUUGCGCAAUGCAUUAUGUAAUAACUCGAUGUAAGCUCUAUCUUUGAGAUUUUAGUUGUUGACCUGCACUGAUGUUUAUGAUACAUUGCCAAAUACAAAUUAUUUACUGAGAAAUACCAAGUAUCAUUAUUGUUUAUACACAAUGUAUAUCAUGUUUUAUUGCUUUUCUUCAUAUUUUUACAUUACUCACUUAAACGCGAGACAUGUGAUUUUGCACAUCUUCUAUGCCGUUUCCAUGGUUGGUGUCAGUGAAAUAUCUUCCUAUUUUGGGUUUGGUUUUAAUGAUAAAUACUGGUUUUUUCGGUGCAUUGUCCGUUAGUACGCGAUGUGGAUCUACAAAUUCACUGCCCAAUAAUUCACCAGUGAGAAGUUUUGCCACAUUUAUGAGAACAUCCAAUUCUGAACGAUUGGAUUUGUUAAUUGGUAACAGUGUGAUAGUAGAAACAUAUGUGUCUAUGGUAGAUUCUAACUUCAUAAGAAAUGGAAUCAACUUUGAUAUAGCUAAAUAAUGUUGUAACUGUAAAAUAAAAGAGAAAUUAAUUUACAUGAAAUACUUAAAAAAAUUUCUAUAUAAAUAUGUAUGAGUGGUAAGCCUGCAUAUAUGAAUUUUAAUAAGUUUGUUUACACAUUUAAAAUUGUGCAUAAGUACAUGCCUCGUCA
Molecule: messenger RNA, 4813 nt
Organism: Pseudomyrmex gracilis
Lineage: Eukaryota; Metazoa; Arthropoda; Insecta; Hymenoptera; Formicidae
Gene: Vps8
Product: vacuolar protein sorting-associated protein 8 homolog
Exons: 12
Coding region: 95-3997 (1300 amino acids)
Biological process (GO): protein targeting to vacuole; endosomal vesicle fusion
Cellular component (GO): late endosome; HOPS complex
Molecular function (GO): protein binding
Source: RefSeq, a predicted model, not a curated record